AUGAGUGAUGUUGUAAUAGAGCACGAUAUCCAUGUGUUCGAUUCGAUACUCCGAAGACUACCAGAAAAGACACAAAUAUUGCUUAAAACACUUCCAUUAUUAGAUGGAGUGACAGUCCAACUGCUUCGGUUUCUCUCUGCUAAUUCACUAAGAACUAUCCUAGCUAUAAUAUCAGAUGCCAGUCCAAAAGCGUUUCCUCUAGAACAAGACCUUUAUCAUUCUCUGCUAGCAUUAUUCAUAAAGCUCGUAUCACUUUACAACACAAAGCCUCAACUGUUGAGAGUAUCGCAUAUUUUCCCAGGUGUGUGGCAUGACCACCAUCCGUCACCUUCUUUUAUACAGACACACGAGAGGUACAUCCUUUUAGUUCUUCGAAAGGUUAACAUAUGUUUGUUUUUGUUGACUCUUUUGAAAGAGUUGCCCUUUGGUAUCAGCUUCUUAGCUGACAACUUCAUUGAGGUCUUCUGUUUUAACGUUGACAGUUCAAAAGUGGAAGACCUUAUCACUGCCAACAGGUCCAGAAUAGUUUAUGGAAGACUAUUAAAACCGCAGACGGUUUUAUACCUUGAUUUGAUGACACAGUACUACAUCAGUGCGUUGGUUUCAUCUUCGACUCCACACACCAGCAAAUCACCACUAUUGGAUCAAGUUUUCCCCGACACUAUCCUGGAUGAUAUCAAGGAUAAGACUAUAAAAUAUGCUGGCAAAUAUAUGCAAUUGCAAAUACAAUGCACUGAAACAGAUUUUAAAGAAAGAUGCAAGCGACGUAAGACUGCCAUUCUCGAAUGCCCAGACUUACAAAAAUUGAUGAAGAAAUACGAUUGGGAGGAAUGUUGUAAAGAAGUGUUUUCUUACGGGAUUAAGCGGGCAGAUGUCUUGCUCUAUGGUAGAAGAGGCAAGGGAUUGAGUUCUGUUCCAUCUCGUACACCAACACCUGUAGAAACAAUACCAGCUCCGGUACAGAGCGAAACACUUCCAGUUGAAGAGGGGGAAAGCGAUCUAGUUGAAGAGUUGCCCAAUACUAUCAAUACUACUGAAGCUGAGGUAGAUGUUAAGAGUACAGUGCUAAGGACCAAUGAACCUCAAAGAAGAAUAGACUUACCCGUUAAGCCCUUCAAGACAAAACCUAAGCAAAAAAAGAUGUGGACACAAGAGGAAGAAGAUUGUUUGAAAUCCGGUUUGAAACAGUGCGGACCUGCAUGGGCCAAAAUAUUAUCUCUGUACGGUCCUGGAGGAACGGUGUCGGAAUCUUUAAAGAACAGGUCCCAAGUUCAACUGAAGGACAAGGCAAGAAAUUGGAAAAUGCACUACUUAAAAAAUAUGAAACCAGUUCCAGAGUACUUGGAGAAGGUGACAGGUGAUUUAGAAAGAGGUCUGAAAAGCAAGAAGAAACCCAAAUCCAAGCCCAAACCAGCGGUCUGA
Messenger RNA from Kluyveromyces lactis, 1422 nucleotides. It is a transcript of the gene TBF1, whose product is annotated as Tbf1p. The transcript has a single exon. Gene Ontology annotation, molecular function: double-stranded telomeric DNA binding; protein homodimerization activity. NCBI's taxonomy places the organism in Eukaryota, Fungi, Ascomycota, Saccharomycetes, Saccharomycetales, Saccharomycetaceae. The record is from RefSeq and is a predicted model, not a curated record. The coding region runs from base 1 to 1422 and encodes 473 amino acids. Gene Ontology annotation, biological process: telomere maintenance via telomere lengthening.